CAUUGUUAUUUCAUGACGGAAUUGUUUGGAUUAAUUAUCCUUCCGAGCUCGACCACAGGUGUGUCUCGGCCCAAAUAACGGACAGAGAAACCCCAUGACAGACAGUAUCGCUAAGUGAAGGCAACGAGACGUGGUUCCCCGAGCAGGCGUAAGGCGCCAAGAUGACCGAGGACUUCGGGGGAGUGACGAUGAGUGACGAAGACAGCGAAGAGGACACGCAACUCCACCCCUAUCAGUGCAGGCAGCCCACGGAAUUACAGGGAACUGUAUCAAAAUGGACCAAUUACAUCCAUGGCUGGCAAAACCGUUACAUGGUUUUGAAGGAAGGAACAAUGAGCUAUUACAAAAACCAAGAUGAGACUGCAUUUGGAUGCCGUGGCUCUAUAAGUGUCCAGAGAGCCCAUGUGAAGCCUCAUGAGAUUGAUGAAUGCCGCUUUGAUAUUUGUUUAAAUGAUUGUGUGUGGUAUCUUCGCACUGGAACAGAAGAAGAGAAGCACCAAUGGGUUGAUGCAAUAGAGCAGCAUAAGCUGGAAACCAAUGGACUGCGGCGCCAUGGCAGUGCUGUGUCCUUGACCUCCAACACCCUCUCUACAACCUCUGGUUCGUCUUUCAAACGCUCAAAAGGACUAAAAGAGAAAUUGGCAGAAAUUGACACGUAUCGAGAUAUUCUUAUACGGCAGAUGGAAACACUUCAAUCUUACUUUGAUGCCUGUGCUGAGACUUAUAAAGACAUUAAGAAUAGUGAAGCGACUUGUAAUGGCCAUGAGGGAGACCAAGAAGGUGUUGUGGAGGCAGCAUUAAUGGCCGAGUGCAGUGUUGGCGACUCCCCUAAAGUAGGAAAUAGACGGUUUUCUCCUGACCGUUCCCCUCAUCCUCAUAUUACCAGAGAAAUCUUAGAGAAGCAUGGUUCCUAUGCUCUGGAUUUCCGUGGAGAAGCACUUACAUUUAAGGCAACAACUGCAGGGAUCCUAACCACAUUAAGUCAUUGUGUGGAGGUCAUGAACCAAAGAGAAGAGUCCUUUAAGAGGCGACUCGAACGUGAAGCGGAGAAAAGAAAGCGACUUGAGGAAAAAUUAAAACACGCUCUUGCGCACAGCACACAGGAGACACAGCCUAGUAGAAGAGUGGUAGUUAUGGGUGGACCAGACUAUGAGGAAGGACCUCAUAGUGUCAUAGGAGAGGAUGAAUUCUUUGAUGCAGUUGAGUCAGCGCUGGACAAAAUGGAUGAGGAGGAGGAAUUCCGUGAACGUCUGCGCCAGAAGCAACUAGCAGCGCCUCAGAAAUCUGCAACUACACAUCCUCUCUGGCCACAGAUUGAAAAGCUGACGAUAGAGCAACUUGGCUAUGCACAACAAGAUGUGGAAGGGGGUGUUUGGCAAUUAUUUGCUGAAGAAGGUGAAAUGAAAAUGUACCGCAGAGAGCUUGAGGAAGAUGGCUUGGUGGUUGACCCUCUGAAGGCAGUUCACCAAGUCAGAGGUGCUACUGCCCAUGAAAUGGUCCAUCACUUCUGGUCACCAGAUGUUAGAUUUGAGUGGGAUACAAGCAUAGAGCAGAUGACAGUCUUAGACAGGAUAUCUGCGGACACACUCAUAUUCCUGCAGCUUCACAAGAGAGUCUGGCCGACUGCUCAACGUGAUGCCCUGUUCUGGUCACACAUACGGGAGAUAUCAUCCUCUGACCCAGCCAAUGGCAAAGCCCAUGACACUUGGAUAGUCUGCAAUCAGUCUGCUGAACAUCCUGAUGCUCCAAAUGAUGGGAAAUAUGUCCGAAUAGACUUGACAGUAUGUUUUGUGUGCCAAACAUUUAUUGACCCUCCACCAGCUGAGGGACAACCUAUAACACGAGACAAUCUGUUGGUUAAAAUAACUUACUGCUCAGUAGUUAAUCCUGGAGGAUGGGCUCCAGCUUCAGUUCUAAGAGCAGUGUACAAACGUGAGUAUCCAAAGUUCCUGAAGAGGUUUACUCAGUAUGUAGUGGACAAGUGUGCGGACCAGCCCAUUGCCUUCUCGGGGUUGAAGAUCAAGGACCACAGCAAACACUGGAGGGGUUGAUGGAAUCCUACUUGGUGGGAGUAAAAGCCAUUGUUAAAGAAGAGUUUAAAUGGAUAUUGUGUAAAUGUAAUAUGGUUUUGAAUGGCAUGAUGAUAGCACAAACAGUAGCCAUCAACUGGGCAGACAUUCCUCGAUUUAUGGAGUUCUUAGGUUCCUGAAGCUAGUACAUAAGCCAAAAAUAAUUUAAGACAACUGAAAAGUAAAUGUUACAUAAAAAAAACAUGUGUGCACACACACACACAUUAAUGCACACACAUCACACACAAGCAAGCACAUGCACAUGCACGAAUGCAUGCAUGCACCCACCCACAUAUGUGCACACUCGCACAAUUACCCCUCCCCCUCCCCACACACAUACACAUGAAGAUAUAUAUUAAAAACUCCUUUGAGGUAUUGUCAGUGAACAUUUACUGUUCCUACUAUAAUAUCAAGUGAAAGAUCUAUGUGUUACAGUGUCACAGUGUGGGUAAGGUUGUAAAGUUAUGUUGAAGCCAACCUGGUAUCUUUCCUUUGGCUGAUAAAGAGCAACACAUCAUGAUAGCAGUUGUACUAGAGUGUCUGAGAGGGCCAGUUUCUUACUGUCGUCACUUCUACGCACAAUUCAAGAGCCAAAGCACUUACCGAAUUUGAUUGACAACAUGGUGUUUUAACAUUAGAUUGUAAGCCAGUCAUUUAUUUUGAAAGCCAAGGAGUGUCUGCAUUUGUCUAUUUUAUUAGGAUUUUAUGAAGGAAAGGAUACAAGGCAUAUUGAUAUUAUAAAUUUGAUAUAUGAAAUUGCUUUGUAAGAUCAGAAACUACCAGUGAAUAAAACCAAAAUAAGAACAGUUUAUGCAGAUAAAAGCUGUAAUAUCUCAGGUUCAUUGAUAAUUAUUUUUGUUUUGCAUUUUGGUCAGUCAGUGCACUUUGAUCAAAAACAAGAAGUGAAAAUAAGGAGUAAUGGUUCAGAAGAUGCAUAAAUGUUAAACUUAGUGGAUGUCUGUCAAGAAUGAAAGGUACUUUGUAUUUGUGACUUAUCCCCACUCCAAAUACUGGAGAAGCAGAUGGAGAUGAUUUUACAUUCUAGAUGCCCCUUUUAUGCCUUGAAAUUAAGGAAUAGGUUGAUUAUGUUCUUAUGGAGGCUGUCUUAUUAUACUGAUGUUUAAUGCCAUGAUAUGUAGUUAAGGCUGAAUUGGUGUAAGUUCGAACAUUGUAAAUUGAAUAAUCAUGAAAAAUGUUUGAACCUUCUUUUGAAUGGAGAAUUCAAAAUUAUAUAGUUAACCCCUUGGCCUUGGAUAAGUUCAGCAGUUGAGAGAGCCAAGGCUAUGUCAUGGAAGGAUAGGGCUUUUGGUCUUGUUGUUUAACCCUUUACGGAUGGAUCACGUGUACAAGCAUCAUAACAUACCACUUGGUCUGCAGGAUAUGGCUGUACACACAGCAAACAUGCCGAGUGGGAAGUUCUGCUACUUGUAGCUGACUCCCACACCCAGUGUCUGGACAUUGCCAGAAAUCACCAGUUUAUUUCUGAUACCUGUUGGCAUUAGGUUAAAUAUGGUGUGCUGUGGCAUGUGUGCCUACUUCCUGUCCUCCCCACACACAACUACCCAUGUGUA
Messenger RNA from Penaeus chinensis, 3640 nucleotides. It is a transcript of the gene cert, whose product is annotated as ceramide transfer protein-like. NCBI's taxonomy places the organism in Eukaryota, Metazoa, Arthropoda, Malacostraca, Decapoda, Penaeidae. The transcript is spliced from 12 exons. The record is from RefSeq and is a predicted model, not a curated record. Gene Ontology annotation, biological process: ER to Golgi ceramide transport. Bases 162 to 2051 code for a protein of 629 amino acids. Gene Ontology annotation, cellular component: Golgi apparatus. Gene Ontology annotation, molecular function: phosphatidylinositol-4-phosphate binding.